Messenger RNA from Penicillium robsamsonii, 180 nucleotides. RefSeq lists its product as uncharacterized. The record is from RefSeq and is a predicted model, not a curated record. Bases 1 to 180 code for a protein of 59 amino acids. Lineage: Eukaryota; Fungi; Ascomycota; Eurotiomycetes; Eurotiales; Aspergillaceae. The transcript has 2 exons.
AUGACUCUAUUCAAGCGCCUAACAUCGAACUUAGUGGAUUAUUGCCUAUGGAUGCAUUUGACGAGCGGAUUCUGCGAGAAAAAGCGCGUUCACGAGCGCUAUAAUUAUUCCUGUUUUAUAGAAGGGAAGACCCGGGGCAAUCUCGCACGUAACCGAGCGGAAUAUGUCCUAUAUGUGUGA